AUGUCCACACAAGCAGAGACCAAAGCCAAAGCCGAGGCACUCGUGCCAAAGUUCAAGUUCGAAAAGCUUCUGAAUCAAGACCAAGCAGGCCGCCGAACCUCCCUCCUCGGCACAAUCGACUCUCUCCCCGCCCUCCUCAUCCUCGAGCGUGCCCCCUUCCCAUCCUCCCCCGAUUACCUCGCCUCAGUCCCGACCACCCUCCAAACUCUCAAGAACCUAGGUGCUAAUGACAUCUACCACUGGUACCUCGCCAAUUCCUCAUCCCAGAACCCAUCCGACGAGACGGCCGACCUCAAGAUCAACCUUAUCCACCCCUGCACCGAAAGGCACAUCAAGAAAUACUCCAAACAGGGCGUCCGUCUCGUCUCCGAAACACCGCAAAUCUACCUCGAGCGUGUCAGGCCGUACAUGCAAGCCCAGCGCGACGCCGGCCGUCUGAACUGGGUGUUCAAUAUUGUUGAAGGGAGGACCGAGGUCGAGGAUGUCAUCUACCGCACACCGUUCGAUGCCGCUUCCCUCAACGAAGAAGGGUUCUUGUUGCUGCCCGACCUGAACUGGGACCGCCAGACCCUCGAUGCGCUGCACUUGCUGGGUCUGGUGGAGAGAAGAGACAUUUGGUCCUUGCGCGACCUGAAAAAGAAACACAUCCCUUGGCUGAACCACAUGAAGGAGAAGUUCAUCGAGGCAACGACAAAGGUGUACCCAUCCAUCGAGGCUGACCAGCUGAAACUCUAUGUCCACUACCAGCCCACAUAUUACCACUUUCAUAUUCACAUUGUGCACGUUCAGCUCGAGGCGGGCGCCACGCAGGCGACGGGUAAGGCGGUUGGAUUAGAUAGCAUUAUAUCGCAGUUGGAGACGAUGGGUGGCGGGGACGAAGCGGGCAUGGACCGGGCUACAAUGAGCUACACUCUGGGCGAGGCCAGCGAUCUGUGGGUCGAGGUGUUCGAGCCGCUCAAGCGCGCCGGUGGUAAAGCUUCUCAAUCGCAAUGA
This is a messenger RNA of Podospora pseudopauciseta, 993 nucleotides long. RefSeq lists its product as uncharacterized. Gene Ontology annotation, cellular component: nucleus; P-body. The record is from RefSeq and is a predicted model, not a curated record. Gene Ontology annotation, biological process: deadenylation-dependent decapping of nuclear-transcribed mRNA. The coding region runs from base 1 to 993 and encodes 330 amino acids. Gene Ontology annotation, molecular function: hydrolase activity; RNA 7-methylguanosine cap binding. NCBI's taxonomy places the organism in Eukaryota, Fungi, Ascomycota, Sordariomycetes, Sordariales, Podosporaceae. The transcript has 2 exons.